UCUGGGUCUGCUCAGUCAGCUCCCUGGUGCAAACCUACACUGGGAACCGUCUGGGGCACAGCGAGGUGCUGCUCAACCAAUCAGAAGCAAAGUUUAAAGAACAUGCCACACUGAGCCAAUAACAGCAACAAAAUCAGGUUUUUUUUCCUAACAAACUGCUUAAACUCUGAGAGAGAGUGAUAAAACAUGAAUUUGAAAAAUCAAUGAUUUUAGAGAAAACUGUAUCCUGACUGAAGCUGCUAGACGGUUUCCAACAUGUAAACAUUGACUAAAAAGACAAGCUCACUUCAGAGUUUCACUAAGGAAUCAUUCUUCAAAGUUACCUUACCAUGGAUAAUUUAAAAUGGUUUUACAAUCUGUUUCAAUUAAUAAAAUAAAAUCCUUUAUUCUAAAGAGAGGUGUAAUGGCAAGCAUUCAGAUGAGAGUUCCUCUAAGUAUAUCACUUAAGAGCUCAUAAAACCAUUCAUGCUCAGGAGGCUUGAGGACGCAAUUGAUGUGGAAUAAGCGGUUAUCUAGAAGCACACCAAGGAUACGUUAAAUGUGUGUGAAAGGUCAAAUCCGGUGUUCUCAUGUGUAGGCCAUGAUUUUUAUAUAUUCCAACAAACAAAGGGAAUAGUGACAGCAGCUUUGUGAACCAAAAAAGUGAUUUCUAUUUUUUUUAUCUUAAUAUAAAACCAUGCACAGAAGAGAUUGGUGAUAAAUGAUGGCUUGGCUUUGGCCAACAUUUCACUCAGUUAUAAUUGCAGAUUUUCUUAUUACUCGAGGAUUUCUGUCGGUUUUGUUGCUGGAAAAAGAAAUUAGAAGAAAUUGAUGUGAAUCUCUGUGCCUUCUCUGUUAAAGCUCUGCUCUAGGUGUUGUGGAAAAGCUUCCUUUGAUUCCUCAGAAUGGGAAUUUUCCCUUAUUUGCCACCCAUCCAGGCAUCAGUGCGAUUCCUUUCCUUUGUUUGUCCUGCACUGUUUGACCUUGUCUAAUGGGCUAUCAGUGCACUCUUUACACCUUGUGCCAGCAUUGAUCCCAUAGUCAAAGUUUCCCAAGCAACGGGACAGUUGUUCUCUCAUUAAACAAAUCAUCUGAGCAAGAGUGGCAAAAGGGUGUGUUUCCAACUGGCUUCUGUCUUUCUCUACCUGUCCAACCCUCUCCUGGUUGCUCUGAUUAUUAGCUUAACUAGAAAUAAUUGGUGAUUUAAUGUGAUACAAUUAAAAGUUGGAUCAACAGCAGCAGGCAUAUUCCUGUGGUCGUUUUGUCACUGUUUACAGUGACCUAACGUCAUCCACAGCCCUCAUCAGUAUUUCUAGGACUAUACGAUCAGACUGCUUCUACUUUCUUUGGCUCAGAUUUGCAAAGCCACAACUAAUUUAACCCCAUGACGUCUGGUGGCAUGAAUCUUUAAAUGGUCCUUUGAUCCUGAAAAGUCCAGACAUUUGAUAUUUUAAUAUUCUCCCUGAAUAUAAAACUGUAAAAUGUGCAUAUCUGAUCCAGCAUGUAACAUCAUGGCACUUUUGAGGAUUAUGUGAACCGUGGUCCAUGGUGCUGAACUAAGCUUUUGAUAGUUUCUGAUUUUACUGUUUUUGUUUUGGUUUCAAUGGUCAGGUGGAUGAUGGACAGACAAGUCUGCAUCCUGGGGAAAAUAUGGCUAGCUUGCCAGCCGCUCUGUGGAGAGUAUCUGGGUGAUGUUUCAGCACCAAGCCACAUGAAACGCACAUGAUCAAAUAGAUUAUGCGCCAUAAACGCAUGGUUGACUCCAGCAUUUUGUCUCUUUUCACGCAAUCAGCAUCGGUUGGGGAUCCAUUUGGGAACAUAUUCUUUCAUUGAGCUAUAAAGGGAAUGAAUCCCUCCUACUGGGUCUUUCGGUCUGUUAGAUCCCUCCUUCUGUUUAGCAAAGCCUUGUCCAUAUGGAGCCAUAAUCAGCCUGAAUGCACCUGUGUACAAGUCCCCUUUAUGGCAUCUGCAUAGCUUGAAGGAGCACCGUCUGCGGUCCGGCAGGUAUUACAUGAAUCAUGGAAGCAGCCAGCGCCUCUGUGUUUGUUACCGUGCAGAAAAUCUACUACCCGUUGCUUUGCAUCGUGGGUAUCCCAGCAAACCUCUUCACAUUCUACAUGAUCUGUUUUCGUAAAUGUGGGAUGUCCAACACUGCCGUCGUUUACCUGAGCUGUCUGGCCAUUGUGGACACCUUCUACCUGGUGUGGGUUAUACUUCUGGACCUGACUCUGACCUUCUGGAUCCUGCAACCCUUCUGGCACUAUUACCCGUGGUGUGGUAUUCUUGGAUUCCUGCAGUACGGUUCUCUCUACAGCUCCUCCUGGAUUGUGGUGGUGUUCACCAUUGAGCGCUACCUGGUCCUCAGGAGCACAGCUUCCAAACAGACUCUUUCUCAAUCCUGGGUUACUAAAAUGAUCUGCACAGCUAUUGUGCUGCUGUCCCACCUGGUGUCUGUACCAAUGAGUUGGAUCAACAUUGUUACGCCUGUAAACUUAACCGUGGAUGGAGAGAACAUGACGCUACAUCAGUGUCGAUAUCGAAAUCAUGCCUAUUCUACCGUUAUCGUGUGGAUAGCUACCUUCCUCUCUGGGGGAAUCCCCAUUGUGUUGGUCAUCAUCUUUAACUACCUCAUUGGGUACCAUCUGUCCCGGGCCAGCAACCUCUUUACUAAGGAGGAACGCCGUUUCAUGUAUGGAAGGAACACCAGAGGUACACUGAAGAGAACCAUUCUCCUUCUGGGAACUGUUUCUGUGGCCUUUGUCAUACUUAGUCUGCCUCGCUUUGUCACAUACUGCAUCCUGAGGACCAGGUACAAUGAUGAAAACUUCAACAGGGAUGACUACAGCAUUCCCAUCAAUGUAGCCGGGGACCUGGCUAACAUGCUACAGAACCUCAACUCAACCACCAACUUUCUGCUCUACUGCAUGGUCAGCCGUCGCUUCCGCCAAGAGCUGGUUCAGGCUAUGACUUGCAAGGCGAAGGCCCUUGAGCUGAGUACUGUCCUCAACCACACCACUAUGAAAGUUUUCUCAGUUGUAAAUCAUAGGGCUUCACCAUCCAGCAACCCUGUGAAUGUAGUGUUAACCGGUGUUAAACAGACAGAAUAGAAAAGAACAUGAUUCAAUCGGAUGUUGGCCUUCUUAGACUCAAUCCCUCGGACUGAGCAACCACCAUGACACCAACAAGAGAUUUCAUCCAUUGCUCUUAGUCACUCUCUGAGAAAGUUGAACUCUUGAAUAAUUGGAAAUAAUUGUUCAAAAGAAAGUACACUAGACAAUUCUAGUGUUUUUUUAAGGCAUACAUGAUCUUGUCUUUGGGAGAUUUUGGAAAUCUUAAAAGAUAACCCAAUGUGUACGAAAUCUAACAACAAAUGCCACCUCUUCAUUUUUUAAAUAAAGGUGAUGUCAGAAGAGCAACAUCUGUCAAAUAUGUAAAACCUGCAAAUUCAAAGGGGUGUACUGUACUUUUUUCCCCGGCUUUGUAUAACCCAUCCUUGGUCUACAUAAGUACCCAAUUAUAUAUACAUUAGAUUAUUUUAUUUUUGAAGGCCUUGAUUAUUAAUCUAAAAAAAAAUUAAUUUCUUUAACCAGACCUCAGUGUGUGACAAAAGACAUUUAACUUAGCUGUAUUUUGAGUGUGGUUGAAGUUUGCAAUUGUUAGUAUAAUAAACAAAUUUCUAAUAUUAACAUCUUGUUGUGCGGCUACUAACAUUAGCCUGUGUGUUCUUAGUAGUUCAUUCAGCCUCUUCCAUGGGUCACUGAACAUAAUAAAAGGAACUGGAGACUGCCCAUCUCCUUGCUGGAUAAAACUUGUUAGUUUCAGUCCGCCAGUUAAUGUUUUCCAGAUUACAUACCUGUGAAAUCAUACGACUAUUCAUCCAAAGGCGUUUUUAUUCAGUUACACAUUAGCCAUGGGCCACCUCCCAGUAUCAAGGCUGUAGGUUUUAAAAUCUUAAACCUACAGUUUGGUCUUAUGUGUUUUAAAGUCCUUACAAUAAGGAAAUAGAGAAAGUGUUGCAGCGAAUAAAGAGAUAUCUAUCUGCAUUUAUUAUUGGAUAACGCAGUGCCGCUUCUCCCUCAACUGUUGCUGCACACUACAGGUCAGCUGAAUUAAGAACCCCACAAAAAAAAAAAA
Fundulus heteroclitus (mummichog) is the source of this 4113-nucleotide messenger RNA. Its product is annotated as probable G-protein coupled receptor 139. Gene Ontology annotation, molecular function: G protein-coupled receptor activity. Gene Ontology annotation, biological process: G protein-coupled receptor signaling pathway. The transcript is spliced from 3 exons. The record is from RefSeq and is a predicted model, not a curated record. The coding region runs from base 1998 to 3086 and encodes 362 amino acids. Gene Ontology annotation, cellular component: membrane. NCBI's taxonomy places the organism in Eukaryota, Metazoa, Chordata, Actinopteri, Cyprinodontiformes, Fundulidae.